Messenger RNA from Scatophagus argus, 6449 nucleotides. RefSeq names its product sodium channel protein type 4 subunit alpha B-like. Gene Ontology annotation, cellular component: plasma membrane; axon; voltage-gated sodium channel complex. The record is from RefSeq and is a predicted model, not a curated record. The transcript is spliced from 31 exons. Gene Ontology annotation, biological process: neuronal action potential; sodium ion transmembrane transport; membrane depolarization during action potential. Gene Ontology annotation, molecular function: calcium ion binding; voltage-gated sodium channel activity. Bases 343 to 5418 code for a protein of 1691 amino acids. Lineage: Eukaryota; Metazoa; Chordata; Actinopteri; Scatophagidae.
AUAGCCUGGAGAUGGAGACCAGCAGGACACAUAGAGUGGGGAGUAGAGUCAUAUAGAGAUAGGGUUGGUGCAGCGUUUCAGAUGACAAAACAUUACCAUUUCCACAGCAACAGCCUCAGAGCAGAGGGGGAGCCGACAUUCACGAGCGUAAUGAUGAAACCCUGCAGAUGUAUGACUCUGGAUGAUCCCACUGAAGAUAAAAACAGUGACGUUAGACAACUAGUGGCAGAUGACUGAAGAUUCAGUAAGACAGACAGACAGAGCAAAAAGACAGACAGGUAGUGAGGACAGGUGAAGCCAGUGGCAACAGUUGUAUGCAGAGGACAGGUGACUGCAGCUGCGAUGAGCAGAAAAAUGUCACUUUUUGAGUUUUGGAGGAGCAAGAAGGAGAGAGGAGCACUUCUGGAGCGAGCCGAUCAGCUAAGACUCGUUCCUUCACAGCUGAAACAGUUGCAAGAUGACGGAGGAGUUCGGGCAGCACUGCAGAAUACCAGAAUGGCAUCUCUGCUGCCCCCUGUUGGUACAGAUGUCUUCAGACGCUUCACACAAGCCUCACUGACAGAGAUCCAAAGACGACAUGAAGCAGAGGAGAAGGAGCGAGAGAACAGGAAGUGGAACAAAGAGGUUGAGGAAAAAGACCGGUUCAAACCAGCCAGUGACCUGGAGGCUGGAAAGCCCCUCCCAUUCUUUUACGGGGACCCGCCUCCUGAGCUUUUGAACACCCCAUUGGAGGAGCUGGAUCCCUACUACCAAUCACAGAAGACGUUCAUUGUGCUCAGCAAAGGAAACAUCAUCCACAGAUUUAACGCUGAGCCAGCCUGUUACCUGCUGAGGCCGUCCAACCCCCUGAGGACCGUGGCCAUCAAGAUCCUCAGUCACUCUUUAUUCAGGUUGUUCAUGGUGUUAACGAUCCUGACCAGCAGCAUGUUCAUGACACUAAGUCAUCAUUCAGCAUGGAACUUUACUGUGAAAUUAGUGUUCACAGCCAUCUACAUGUUUGAACUCAUCUUGAAGGUCGUUUCCAGAGGCUUCUGUGUCGGAAAAUUCACCUUCGUCAGAGACCCUUGGAACUGGCUGGAUGUCGUAGUCAUCAUCACGGGAUAUGUGUCACAGCUUGUACAUGUAAGGGAUUUGUUUGCGCUGUGGACAGCCUCUCUGGUACUGAAGAUCAUCCCGCUCUUCUCAGGCCUGAAAUCAACUGCUGGAGCUCUUGUCCAAUCAGUGAAGAGGCUUGCAGGUGUCCUUGCCCUGAUCGUGCUCUGUCUCAGCAUCUUCAGUACGAUUGGUUUGCAGCUCUUCAUGGGAAAUCUGAAGCAGAAAUGCGUCUUAUUUCCGCCGCCCAGCAACGUGACCGCCAAUGCUGGCUUCACCCCUGGUUACCAUGACAGCGAAGGAGGAAGCAGCAAUUUUGAUUUCAACGCAUACAUGAAAAACUCUGAAAAUUUUUACUACAUUCCUGGUCAACUUGAUGCUCUGCUGUGUGGAAACAGCUCUGACGCUGGGCGCUGUCCGGAGGGUUUCACCUGCAUGAGGGGCGGGAGAAACCCAUCCUACGGCUACACCAGCUACGACUCAUUUGGUUGGUCUCUGCUGUCUCUGAUCAGACUGUUGGCUUAUGACUUCUGGGAAAACCUGAUGAUGUUGACGUUACGAGCAGCAGGUAAAUUCUACCUGGCCUUCUUCGUCCUGAUCGUCUUCCCCGGCUCUUUCUUCCUCUCCAGCCUCAUCCUGGUGGUGGCUGCCAUGGUGUUUAGUGAACAGGAGGAGGUCAAGGCUGCCGAGGCCAGACAGAAAGAAGAAGAGUUCAGUCAGAUUGUGGAGGCGCUGAAGAAGAGAGAGGAAGAGGAGCCGGAAUCCUGCAGGGCGGCGCUCUCAGAGAAACAAAACGGCGAAAGCAAGGAGAGCCAUGAGCAAAAAGAGUCUGGGGACCAGAAAUCGUGUUCUCCAUGUUGGCUGGCCUUCGCCGACCUCUUCCUGAAGUGGAACUGUUGCGGCUGCUGGCGGUGGCUCAAACAGUGGCUCCGCGCCUUAGUCAUGAACCCGUUCUUUGACCUUGGGAUUGUCAUCUGCCUCAUCACCAACAUCAUCUUCAUGGCAUUGGAGCAUUACCCAAUGACGGCUGAGUUCGAAGAGCACCUGGCUCUCGCUCAUCUGGUAUUCACAGCCAUCUUCACAGCUGAGAUGGUCAUUAAAAUUGUGGCACUGGACCCUUACAGCUACUUCCAGGUGGGCUGGAACGUCUACGACAGCAUCAUCGUUGUCCUCAGUCUGCUGGAGCUGGCGUUUGGUGACGUGGCUGGCCUGUCUGUGUUUCGGUCUGUUGUACAGAUGCGAGUGUUCAGGCUGGCCAGGUGGUGGCCGGCAUUCCACAUGCUGCUGAAGACCGUCUGGACUUCGGUGCGAGCUCUGAGGAGCCCGACCAUUCUGCUGCUCAUGGGGGUCUUCACCUUCGCCGCGGUUGGCAUGCAGCUGUUCCAGCAAGACUACGUGGACAACGUUUGUCGUAUCGCGCUUGAUUGUGAGCUUCCUCGCUGGCACAUGCACGAUUACUUCCACUCCUUCCUCAUCAUUGUCAGGUCCCUCCAUGGACAGUGGAUUGAGGUCUUGUGGGACUGUAUGGAGGUCGCAGGUCAGACCAGGUGUUUGAUCUUCUUCAUGAUGGUUGUGAUCAUCGGAAACCUGCUGAUCCUGAAUCUGUUCCUGUCCUUCUUGCUGAGCUCGUUCAGCAGUGUUAAUCUGGUGGCUCCUGAAGAAGAGGAGAAAAACAACCUGCACCUCGCCAUAAGCCAGAUCAAAAGAGCUGUUGGCUGGACCAAGAGGAGCCCCGUCAAGUCCGAGCACACAGAGGUCAGCAGUAAGGAGGACAACAGGAAGGAGUACCUGGCCUUGAACUUUGUGUCGUCAGAGCCGCCGGUGUCAGAGGUCAAAGCCCUCAGCGGAAACAAAUAUUACAUCACUGAGUCCCCGCAGGCCCCCAUCGCCAUGCCCGAGCCCGAGAUCGAAUUCAAGACGUCUGAUGAUAAAGAAGAAAAUAAAGACAACAACGACGUGCAGAAGCAUCCUGAAGUCCGGCAGAAUGAAGGCAAAGGAGGUCAUGAAGGCAACACGCCUGAGGACUGCUGCAGUGACGAAUGUUACAGCUGCUGUCCGUUCCUGGACACGUCCCGGGGUGGAGGGAGGUCCUGGUCUCACUUCAGGAGAGCCUGUCUCUUAAUCGUACAACACAGAUACUUUGAGAUCUUCAUUGUGUUCAUCAUCCUGCUGAGCAGUGUGGCUAUGAUGUUUGAGGACGUUCACCUGCACACUCGUCCGCUCUUAAGGAUGGUUGUGGAGACAGCAGAUCAGGUGUUCACCUACCUGUUCCUGCUGGAGAUGCUUCUCAAGUGGAUCGCCUUCGGACUCAGGAAGUACUUCACCGAUGCCUGGUGCUGGCUCGAUUUCCUCGUCUUAGACGUGUUUUUGGUGUGUCUGAUAGCCAGCAUGUUGGGAUUCCCUGACCUGGGAGCCUUCGGUUCUCUCAGAGCUCUGGGUCCCCUGAGGGCCCUGUCUCGCUUCAAGGGCGCGAGGCUGGUUGUGCAGGUUCUGGUCCGGACCGUCCCGUCCAUGUGUAGCGCACUGCUGGUGACUCUGACCGUCUGGUUGCUCUUCGCCACUCUGGGUGUGAAUCUGUUUGCCGGAAAGUUUUUCUACUGCUUCAAUGAGACGUCAGAGGAAUACUUCACAAAUGACUUAGUGAACAACAAGAGCGACUGUUUCAGCCUGAUAAUGCAAAACUUCACUGAAGUCCGCUGGAAGAGCGUGAAGAUCCACUACGACAACGUGGCGAAUGGUUACCUGUCGCUGGUGCACCUGUGGGCAUCAGAGUGGAUGGACAUCGUGUAUGCAUCCGUGGACUCCAGAGAGGUGGAGUCUCAGCCGGUCUAUGAGUACAACGUGUACAUGUACAUGUACCUGGUCCUGUUCAUGAUCAGCUGCUUCUUCACCAUGAUCUUCUUCAUCAGAAUCCUCAUCGACGAGCUGCAGAAAGACAAGUUUGGAGGAAGACAUCUUUUCAUGACGGAGGAGCAGCAGAAAUGUGCCAAGGCCAUGAAGCUGUUCUGCAUGAAACCCCAGGAACCUGUGCCCCGACCUCAGAAUGGGUGCCAGGCUUGGCUCUACGACCUGGUGACCAAGCCGUGUUUCGAAGUGUCCAUGGUGGUGGUGAUCUGCCUGAACAUGGCGACUCUGAUGGUGGAGACACCGGAGCAGAACAUGGAGAAAGAAAUCGUCCUCUACUGGCUGCACUUCCUCUUCAUCACCAUCUUCUUCAUAGAGUUCAUUCUGAAGAUCAUCGUGUUCAGACGGCACUACUUCAGCAGCGGCUGGAACAUCCUCGACUUCGUGGUGGUCAUUGUGAGCUUCGCAGGCUUGUUCAUCUCUGACCUCUUGGAGAAGUACUUUGUAUCGCCGGUUUUAUUCACUAUGUUCCGAUUUGUUCGUAUUUGUCGGAUCCUCCAUCUCAUUCGCUGGAUCAGGGGUGUCCGGAAGCUGCUGCUGGCCUUGGUAAUGUCACUUCCUGCCCUCUUCAACAUCUGCUUCCUCCUCCUCAUCAUCAAGGUCACCUUCUCCAUCCUCGGCAUGUUUAACUUUGCCUACGUGAAGAAGCAGUACGCGAUUGACGACAUGUACAACUUUGAGACGUUUUGGAGCAGCAUGAUCUGUUUGCUGUUUAUCAGCAAGUCAGGAGGAUGGAGUGGUUUGCUGCUUCCCAUCAUGAACACGCCUCCAGACUGCGACCCCUACACAGAGAACCCGGGAACGGCGGUCAGAGGGGACUGUGGCAGCCCGACGGCGGGCAUCAUCUUCUUCACCACCCACAUCUUCCUGUCCUUCCUGUUGGCGGUCCACCUUUACAUCGCUGUCAUCCUGGAGACCUUCAACUCCGAGGCACUGAGUGACAAAGACCUGCAGAGGUUUUGUAAAACCUGGAGGAAGUUUGACCCCGACGGUUCGCAGUUCAUACCGUACAGCAAGCUGUCAGAUUUCUGCGACGCCCUCCAGGAACCUCUGAGGAUUCCCAAACCGAACACCAUCAAACUGAUCCACAUGGAUCUGCCUCUGUUUCAUGGAGACAAGAUCCACUGUGUGGACGUCCUUCUCAAACUCGCCACACAGGUGUUGGAGGACUCACAAGAGAUGGACUCCCUCAAAGCCAGAAUGGAGGCAAAGUUGGCCAACUCGUCUAAGGUGUCGGAUGAGCCAAUCAGCAGCACUCUGCAGAGGAAACAGGAGGAGGCAGCGGCGACGGUGAUCCAGAAAGCGUACAGGAAAGGCCUCCUGCAGCACGGAGAUGCCAAGAAGCCAAAGACCGAGUCUGUGGAUGGUGCUGUUUCAGGCUCACCCCACGUGGGGCUUCAGAAUGAGUUUCUUCUCAGCUAAACGCCACCGACUUCUUGCCAUAUGAGAACCUCAGAGAGUCCAUCAUCAGCGUUUCUCCUUGUUCUUCCUCCUCUCUGCUCCCACUGGAGCUCACCUGUGGAGUGACGAGACGACACACCUGAGUCAAAGUCCCACAGCUCUGAACAGGAAUUCUGCAGGUUUUCUUAAGCGCUCGGUUCUGAUCCGGGUUUUAUUACUGCGUCUUGAGUUCUGGGUCUUUGCUGAGGUCUGCUGAGACACAACAUGUGAUAUUAAACUUAACCUAACCUAACCCAUAAUAAAACUACUAAUCCAAUUUAUUAGUAACGCUCAUGUAUCAGUUAUUAUGGCAGAAGGCCCCAGUUCCACUGUUCAUCCUGAGAGUCUCGUAUCAGAUAAAAUCCAGAUGAGAUUUAAGACCUUCAGUUAAACUCAGUCACAUUUUUUCAUCUGGAUGGCUGGUGGUGCUGAUGGCUGCUGAAAGGACUCUUUACAUGAAUGAACAUGUUCGAAUUAACAAAUCACUUAACAGUUCACGUAUGUUAUGAUGUGAGAACUCUUACAUGUCUUCCUGCUGGCUCGGUGCCUGGACUGUGUGGCCGCUCACUGGCCUCACUGCCGCUCAGCACAGCACAUAUACAUUAACAAAACAAUUAAAUGAGACUAUAUUGAGAUUAUAGAGAUUAUUAUUAACCACACUCUCCUCCAGUGUAAUGCAUGGAUUUUAUAAUACAACAUGGAGUGGAGAUCAGACUAGCAUACUUGUAGUUUUCUGUGUGUGGUAUAAACCAUCAGUCCACAUCUUUGUGUUUAUUGAUAUACACUGUGUGUUGCCAGUUAUUCGCCUCACACUGAACAUAUGAAUGCAUUUAACCUCAGGGGCAACAGGGCAGAUUUGUUAUAUCCACCUCCAGUGAUCAUUACCAGCUGACCCCCCCAGUACCACCCUGACUAAAUCUCAUGUUCCACAUGAAUGUUGCUUUUAUACAUUUUUAUUAUUUUGCUGUUUUCAUAUUCUUACAAAUUACAAAUAAAAAGCUCUCUGUAUGUAA